Messenger RNA from Geodia barretti, 927 nucleotides. The record is from the annotation of a GenBank genome assembly. Lineage: Eukaryota; Metazoa; Porifera; Demospongiae; Tetractinellida; Geodiidae.
AUGAGCGUUGCCAUUGGAUACGUGCCGGGCGCCUAUGGACAGGGAGGCGACGAUCCCAACUUCCUCCGCCGCCUGGUGGAACUGGGCGACAAGUACGGGUAUGACUCUAUCUGGCUUAGCGACCGCAUCGUCAGUGAUCGCUUCAGCCUCGAACCCAUGGUGGCCCUCUCCAUGGUGGCCGCCUGGUCCGACCGUAUGAAGUUCGGCACCAGCGUCCUGGCUCUGCCUCUCCGCAAUCCCGUUGUCCUGGCCAAGCAGAUAGCCACCCUCGACUUCCUCUCCCAGGGCCGUUGCUUCCCCGCCGUGGGUUUGGGUGGCGAGGAAAUCGAUGAGUACGAGGCCUGCGGCGUGCCCAAGGAUGACCGCAGCCCCCGCACCGACGAGGCCAUCCGCCUCAUGCGCCGCCUAUGGGAAGAGGACAACGUCACCCACGAGGGCCGGUUCUUUAACUGCCAUAACGUCAGCAUAACCCCCAAGACCUGCUUCAAGCCCUCGCCGCCGGUGUGGAUCGGCGGCCGCAGUCCCGCCGCCGCCCGCCGCGUUGGUCGUGUUGGUGAUGGCUGGCUGGUUUCCGGCGCCACCACCCAGGAGAUCAGCGACGGGCGCAACAUCGUCUUCGAGACGGCGGAAAAAUACGAGCGGGAGAUUGAGGAAGACCACAUCGGCAUGCUGCUGGGCUACUACAUCUGCCCUGACCGCGACAAGGCCAUUGCCCAGACCCACCAGUACGUAACCCGCCACCGGCCCGAGGUCGACUUCACCGAGUACAGCGCCCUGGGCGACGCGGACGAGGUAUGCGAGGUCAUCCAGCGCUACGUGGACGCCGGUGCCUCCAAGUUCGUGGUACGCCCCCUGUGUGCCGGCGAGGAGUCGGUGGAACAACUCGACAUCAUGGGACAGGAAAUCCUGCCCCGUUUCCACAAAUAG